AUGUCAAAAUCCCAAACUCCUGCCCUAUCUUCAUUCAAUUUUACAGAAAGCAACCUUACAGACACAUCUAGGCUUGAAAUAGGUCCAAAUAUUUGGAAUCUUGCUAUCAUUGAUAAUAUUGACAUCAGAGACCACACAUAUUCAUAUGGGAAUAUUUUUGAUGUGACUUGUAACACAAAACAUGCUGUUGUUAGGACUUCACUCCAGUAUAAGUUACCACAUCCUGUUGAAACACCUAUUGAUGAUAGUGAGCAAAUAUUACCAGAACCAAUCUUUUCUGAUCAGUUUGCUAAUGAAUGGAUUGAAAAAUAUGAUGAUAUUUUUUCUGUUUUAUAUGAAGAAAAUAAUAAAGAUUUUGGAAUGGAGAAAAUUAAUGAAUCAAUUCGAAAAUACAUAAAAACUGGAUUAUUUCAAUCUAAAACGUGGAAUGAAUUAAUUCAUAUCACUGAAAAUAUUAGUGAAAUUGCAGAUAUGAAAUUUGGUGAACUUGCUAAAUUUUCAAUUACAUCUGGAUGA
Entrophospora candida is the source of this 516-nucleotide messenger RNA. The record is from the annotation of a GenBank genome assembly. Lineage: Eukaryota; Fungi; Glomeromycota; Glomeromycetes; Entrophosporales; Entrophosporaceae.